Molecule: messenger RNA, 477 nt
Organism: Loa loa (African eye worm)
Lineage: Eukaryota; Metazoa; Nematoda; Chromadorea; Rhabditida; Onchocercidae
Exons: 4
Coding region: 1-477 (158 amino acids)
Source: RefSeq, a predicted model, not a curated record
AUGGAUGAUGAUAUGUCUCUAUGUUUCUUAAUUCGAAGCCAGAGUGAACCACUGAUGAUAAUCUAUAUGGCUAAGGCUGAGGUGGUUGUUUCAAUUUUGAAUGCAAUCAUAAAUUUGACCAAAAAUAAACAUUAUGUACAGUUUCAUUCUCAGAAAAAUAUGUCAAAUGAAACUUGGCCUGGUAUUUGUUUGUCAAAAUUUAACUACGAGAGACAACAAUGGGGAAACAAAAUUAUCAUAAUGAUAAUGUUAAAGGUAACGAUUUUGGACGAGAUUACCUUGAUAAAGAAUACACAUGCGAUACGCGUGCAUCAACAUUGUGUCAUGUAUAGAAUAUCGUCGUAUGAGCAUGACAUCAUGUCACCGUUCACUGCACCGAGAACCGAUCUGUACAAAGCACUUCCUUUCCAUUUAGUGUUUGAUCAUUUCAACGAUGAUAGCUAUACGUUUCACUGCUUCAUUCGACGACAAUCGUAG